Messenger RNA from Sphaerulina musiva SO2202, 2136 nucleotides. RefSeq lists its product as uncharacterized. Lineage: Eukaryota; Fungi; Ascomycota; Dothideomycetes; Mycosphaerellales; Mycosphaerellaceae. The transcript has a single exon. The record is from RefSeq and is a predicted model, not a curated record. The coding region runs from base 577 to 1287 and encodes 236 amino acids.
GUCGAGACUGCUCGCAUACCACUAUACCUUCACAUAGGACCUGCAUAUCAACUUACAACCUCGUCACCCGAGGCCGAAGCAUGGCUAUCAGGCAUACUACUGAGCGCAUCCCGCUGCGAUGAUGGAAGCACUUCCUCCUGGUGGAAUACAGCGAAAACGGACUCACCACUAGCCGUCUUGCUUGCCGUUGAUCUCGCACACAGCCCUCCUAAAGCAACAUCGACAAGACCGCUUACCGAGCUGCUGCUCUAUGCUAGUCGUAAAUCACCAGCAGAUGCAUUGCGUGUUUUUGCUCUCCCACUAUGCUCGCACUUGCUCUCACACAAUGUCCCCGAGAGGCCAACGCCACCGCCGUCGCCGGACGACUCUAGCGAGGCAGCCGAGGCGACUUUCUUGGUCCUGGAUCAUCCACAAUCGCUUCAAAGAGAGGAAAUCAUCAAUCUGCCGCCAGUUGUGAGGAAGAGAAAGACAGUCGCCGAUCAGUUCGAUGAAGCGGCCGAGCGUAGACUCCAAGCCCGACGGAAGGGUGGUGCGGGGCUUGCUGCUGUCACUGCGACUCGUACAGCUUCAACCGAGAUGCUGCCAAGUCUGAGGCAUCGCAGAUCUGCCAGCAACAAUCAGGCUUCGUUACGCACGAGACCGACUUCGAGAGCUUCCAGUGUGUCAUCAGCGCGGCCACCAACGGCAAGAGAAAGCUCGAUUCCAGCUCAAUCUAAGCGUUCUUUGCUGGCUACAGUGCAAAGUACUACAGAAGAGCCAGCUCCACUUGAAAAAGCCUCUCUCGAGGUCAAGAACAAAGAAAUCAUCUCAAAAGUGGUGCUAGCUGGCAUGCGUUUAUAUGGCAUCGUCCCGAGCAAGACCCGCAAGUCAAGGUCAGGGUCGACUGUGGCUUCGCCUGCUAUAGAUGCCAGUUUCGCUGAGCUGGAUAUUGAGCGACGGAACGACGAGGAGUACAAGCUGAUGUACCACCAAGUCUACAAAGGAACCUGCUUCGCAUUCCGGCAGCACAUAGCCAUCACAUCGCUGGCACUGCACACGGACGCACUGCGAGAGACGGUAGACAAGUUCUUGGGAAUCCAUUGCAGCGAUCCUUUGCUGCUUGGGGGCAGUAUGGAAAAUGAUGAGAAAUUCACCCCCGGCGGCAGGAAGGCAUUUGGCUCUGAAGCCGCACCAGUAUCGGGUAAUCCAUUUCUGGCAGCACCUGUAUCAACAGUUCGUGCCAGCACGCCUUGUGAUCGGAGGAUAGCGGUGAGCAAGGGUACAUGUACCACAGUGCAUCCUGCAUGACCACGCGUAUAGCCUCCAUACGAUGGAGACGCUGUUUGGCUCUGCAGGUUGCGCAGCUAGGAUAUGUUUUCUGGUCACGUCAACGAUUGUCUCACUGUAUCCAUGAGGAUCGACGUCCCGCUUCACCUUCUUUUGCAUCCGACAAGCAGGGAGGUGACAUUUGUGGUAUGCUCCUACAUCUAUGAGCCGCCAGACAAGCUCCACAAGCACACAGAGUGGCUACACCUCGAAGCACUUGGGUAUUUCCACAGCAACGACAGGUUGCUCAUGUUGUGCAGCUAACGGAUUGCUGUCAACGCGGCAGAGGUUUGCCGCAGUACCUGCAUAAGUCACAAGCCGUAUGCCGUGUGCGCGGAAUACCGUUGCAACUCACCGGGUCGCACAAGGAUCCGCAAGGGACCUGAAAAAAAAGAUGUACGAAACUUUGCAACACAGUGGUCGCUUUGUCACCGGAAGGAUUGCCUGCUUCUGACAGUGACUCCAAUCGAAACGUCGCUCAAUCGUCGACAACGCUACCUCCUAAGCUCUCACGGAUACCUGUUGAAAGACUGUUCAUUCAAGCCUUUGUCGUUCAACCUCCACCCAAAACAUGGAAAAAAGGCCUUUCGCGAAUCGAUAAUGUUCAGCAAGCCUCGUCACCAGCGAACCGCAUUCGGAUAAUGGUCACCAAAAGUCUUUUUCGACAAGUUACAUGAUUCUUGAGCAGCUAUACUCUGCGCGAGGAUCAUCUAGCCUCUCGAUUGCCCCGGCACAGUGUUGCAGACUCCAAGUUUUUGGUUUGGAAAAACUCCAUCACAGAGAGAGGAUCCUAGCUAUCCUCAACCCAUAUAUAUAUCCUCGCUAGAGCAU